AUGCCCGCCGUGCGCUGUACCCCACCAUCGUCGCUGGACUCCACGGACCCACCCUUGCUGCAUCCCGUAGAUACCUGUGCAAGCUGCGGACGUUCAUCAAUCGACGUCUGGAUGUCCACGACCUACAAUACUAGCACCUGCAAGAAGUGUCUGCUCGAUAAGGAACAUCUUCCACUUGACGACAUCUUGCUUUGUCCCGGUUCAAGGUUUGGCUGCAAAUAUCAGACGAGCAUCGCUCGUGAGUGCGCCGUCCAUCUCCGUACCUGCCCUCGACGCCCGACGCAAUGUCCCAACGAGUGCUCUUCUAUUGUCCCCAAUGUGCACCUGCCUAAACACCUGACGGAUGAAUGUGUGAGACGUACGCAGGAGUGCCGUUUCUGCCAUGGGAACUAUUUCGUUUCCGAGAUCGGGAAUCAUUUUAAGAACUGUGCGGAAUACCCAGUCACGUGUCGGUUCUGCAACCAAGAAAACAUUCGACGUGGCAAGUUGGACGAACAUGGCGCCGGUUGCCGUAAGACACCGAAGCUUUGCAAAAUGGCCUCUUUGGGAUGUGCAUUCGAGGCAGGCGAUGACGAAAUGCAACAUCACAUGACGCUGGAGAAGCAUGCUUUUUUCAUUCAUGAGUUAAAGAUGCAAGUGAAUAGCCUAGAGGCUGAAGUGUGUAGAUUGCGUGAAGAUCGUAACCGAGAAAAACUAGAAGAGCAAAAAGCCCAGGAAAAACUGCGGAAGGAAAAAGAGAUUCGCGAUACAGAGAUGCAGAACCUUCUGGCCCAAAUAGAAGCAUUGAAGGCACAAUUUGGUGGAACAUUAGAAUGA
Molecule: messenger RNA, 816 nt
Organism: Ornithodoros turicata
Lineage: Eukaryota; Metazoa; Arthropoda; Arachnida; Ixodida; Argasidae
Product: TNF receptor-associated factor 5-like
Exons: 1
Coding region: 1-816 (271 amino acids)
Molecular function (GO): zinc ion binding
Source: RefSeq, a predicted model, not a curated record